Messenger RNA from Fusarium coffeatum, 1479 nucleotides. RefSeq lists its product as uncharacterized. Bases 1 to 1479 code for a protein of 492 amino acids. Gene Ontology annotation, biological process: heme biosynthetic process. The transcript has a single exon. Gene Ontology annotation, molecular function: protoheme IX farnesyltransferase activity. Lineage: Eukaryota; Fungi; Ascomycota; Sordariomycetes; Hypocreales; Nectriaceae. The record is from RefSeq and is a predicted model, not a curated record. Gene Ontology annotation, cellular component: mitochondrion; mitochondrial membrane.
AUGCGACCACCAAGAUGCCUCUUCCCCGCCGCGGAGAUCCUCCUCAAGGCUCCUUCGAGUAGACGGUGCAUGUCCUCUGCAGCAGCCUUCCAACCGCCUAGAAUAGUCGCUGCCACACAAUGGAAGGGUUACGGAUUUUUCUUGUCGAAUAGGAUGUUUGAUCGGUCGACAUGCCUCGAUUUCGUUAUACUGCGCAAAGCCAAUGGCAUUCGAUCGGCGUCUGCUUCAGCGACUGACUCGACAUUAUCUUCCCCCACCACGAAUUCUUCUUCCGAACAGGACAUUGCUCCUCAUAGAAAACGACAGGCUCAACGUCGCGAAAAGGCUGCCGCUGAAGCUGCCGCCCGAGGCGAAAAGCCACUUCCUCCCGAUGCAUCCUCUUUACUCGCAGAACAUGCUGCUUCGCAGUCCAGUUCCGGCCGCCGCUAUCUCUCCGCAUGUCUCUCGCUCUCGAAACCUCGAUUGACUAUGCUCGUCGUUCUUACCGCCAUGGCAACUUACGCUUUAUACCCUGUACCCGAAAUGCUCUCGCCGAGCACUACCGAAACGCCGAGUUUGAGUCCUUUAACAUUAUUAUUCCUUACGAUUGGCACGACUCUUUGCUCAGCUAGCGCCAAUGCUUUGAACAUGCUUUACGAGCCCUCGACCGAUGCCAAGAUGACCCGAACUCGAAACCGACCUUUGGUGCGAAAUCUCAUCUCCAAGCGAAGCGCUGUGUUGUUCGCCAUUCUUUCUGGAUUUGUCGGAACGGGCGCUUUGUACUUUGGUGUCAACCCAACCGUUUCCGGCCUUGGUUUUGCCAACAUCGUUAUUUACGCUGGAAUGUACACGCCUCUUAAGGCUGUUACAGCUUUUAACACCUGGAUCGGCGCUGUGGUCGGCGGUAUUCCUCCUCUAAUGGGCUGGGCUGCGGCUGCUGGUGAAACUGCCACCAAGGACGGUUCAUGGCGCGAGCUUCUAUUCGCCAGCGACGGAUCUUCGAUUGGUGGCUGGGUCAUGGCCGGUUUUCUAUUCGCAUGGCAGUUCCCCCACUUCAUGGCCCUCAGUUGGCCAAUCCGUGAGGAAUACAAAAAGGCCGGUCUUCGCAUGCUAGCAUGGACAAAUCCCGCUCGCAACGGCCGUGUCGCUCUACGAUACAGUCUCGUCUUUAUUCCUCUAUGUCUAUCACUCUGCGCCGCAGGAGUAACAGAAUGGUCAUUCGCUGUAACCAGUUUCCCCAUUAAUGCCUGGCUCAUUCGAGAAUCCGUGCGCUUCUGGCGAUUCGAGGGUGAAAAGGGCAGCGCGAGGGGUCUUUUCUGGGCCAGUGUGUGGCACUUGCCCGGUAUCAUGAUCCUUGCUCUAUUAAACAAGAAGGGCAUGUGGAGCAGAGUCUGGAGGAGCGUAUUUGGUGAAGAAGAGGGAGAGUGGGAGGAGGAAGAGCUGGACGAGAUGGUCAGCAUGGCCGUGGCAAAUACCAACAGCCAAAAGUCUAUAAGGUGA